AUGGCCUUGCAAGGAAAAGACCUGAUCCUUGCCGCCAUCACAUGUUUCAUUGCUUGGGGCUACGCCAUCAGCUGGGUCCCAACUUUGCGAUGGAUUGGCUACGCUGUGGUCGGCGGAGUGGUCUUGACGAUUGCCGUCUUUCUUGCUUUUAUUCUCCUCAUAUCUCGUGGUCCUAGACGCAGCUUGCGCCAUCGAUCACCCUGCCCGAAUGGUCCUGCCUUCCUCGCGCCUACAGCCUGGGCCAGUGAGGUCGCCAAUCUCCAAAUCCGCCAGGCCUACUCAAAAGUGCCACUCGACCCCGAAUCUCACCGAGUUUCCAAAGCUUUCGAUGACCUUUUCGAGCUGAUAAUUCGAGACUUUGUUAGUUCUUGGUACUCCGGUAUCAGCAAAAAUCCCGUCUUCACCAACCAGGUUGAUAAAGCUGUUCGCGACGCUCUCAUCAGCAUUAGGGAGAGGCUUCUAGAACUUGACCUGGUUGACAUCGUUACCGCACGCGUCGUCCCAAUAUUGACAGCACACUUCCGUGACUUUUACGACGCCGAGCGAUCCGUCCGGGGAAGGAAACUAAAUCGAUCCGUAACGGAAUCAGAAGAGUUGGAUCUAGCAAUCGCCUCCAAGUAUAAAGAUGGAAAACUUCACCCAGCUGCCUCGCUGUCAUUUCCCGACACAAAAAUUGUCCAGCAAGAGUACCUUCGCAACAUGGUUUCCAGAAUUUUGCCCAAGGUUCUCCCGCGGGGUAUGCUUGCUAGCCGCGCUGUUUCAACCAUAAUCCGAGAAGUUGUGGCAUGCGCAGUACUGUUUCCUGUUAUGCAGAUGCUAGCCGAUCCCGAUACAUGGAAUCAAGUAAUGGAGAAUUAUGGUCGUUCUAUGCUGCAAGAUAGAUCGACAGUCCGGAAGCUCAGAGCGGCUUUGGAUCAGCACGCCUCACCAACGCCAAGGGUAGGCAAAGCAGCAAUCAUCCCUCGCCUUUCACCUACCGACAGUGAACGAAAGUUUGAGAAGUUCAUCCGCGCCAUCAGAAAAGUCAAUAAUCUAUCAGAUGCACGGCGUUUGCGGAGCGAGGUCGCCAGUCAAUUAAAGCGAGACUCGCUGGAGGAGAAUCAAGAUCAAGUGUAUCUUCGUAGGUUGGAGAUGGGGAAGAGGCUUUUGGACCAGCGCGUUCAGGUGCUUGCAGCAGGAGGUGGACAACGAAGUGCAACUGCUUUGUCCUCUCAACCAGCAGGCACUACUAAGACUGUUUCGAAGCUCGAGAACGCGUCCCUAGUAGAGCUUCUCAGAGAUGCUUCAGGCUUGUCAUACUUCAUGGAAUUCAUGGAUCGUCAUCGUAUGAUGCCUCUUGUUCAAUUCUGGUUGGUCGUUGAUGGCUUUCGUAAUCCGCUCGAAGAUGAAGGUCAAGAUGAUGAGCAGUUGCCCUCCAAUUUACCGAUGUGGUCUGAUUCUGAUCGCCUAGACUUGGCUCAGAUCGAUCAUGCGUACUUGGCUAAGGCAGAGUUGAAGGUAUCACAGUCCACUCGAGACGAAGUCCGAGCUUUCUUAAAUGCUGGUAAGGCAGCAACCCCGGAGCAAUACUACAAAGCUCGGCGGGCCAUUUUGAGAGCGCAGACGGCCGUGUUGGAAAGAAUGCAAGCACAGUACUUCCAGUCCUUCAAAAAGUCCGAUCUUUUUUACAAAUGUUUAGCAGCACAGGAGGCAUCGACAGCUGCUGUUCCAAUAUCUGUCAUAGAGUCAUCAUCAUUACAAGCCCACCCGUCCAUAAGCCGAAGUUCUCAGACGUACCAGCCCAGACCCAACGCGGUGAGCAGGUUAGCACCAAGACCACCACGUCCUAUGGCAAAGCGUGCUGGGUCUACGUCGGAUCUAGGAAGUCUCAACGUUCACGGCAACGGUCUCGAUUCGACGAUGGCACAGCGGCACUCCUUGGAUGAUGAGUCCCCAAACCCUCUAUUUGAUGAUGACGACCUUGAACCUGAUGCAAUGAUGGAUUCGGUUCAAAGUCUCGAUCAAGAUGUCGGCAGCCCUGUCCCCGAUACGAAUGUUGUGCAGGCCAUGGAAGAGGCUCUAAAUAACAUUAUGGAAGACAAUAGACCUCAAACGGCUGCAGAGUUUCGAGCGUCACUCUUUGGGGCAGAUGAUGCAGGAUCAAGUCUAUUCUCUGGAGAUAACGAUUCUCAGCGAGGGUCGCUCGAGGUGGCAAGACCUGCACAGUCAUCCAAGGAGGUCGAGAAGCCAAGCUUGUCAUCUCUAGGCCUCGUAAGCGCCGCUUCUCGCAUUGGCGUAUUUAUCGACGAUGAUUUGUUUGGUGACGAGGAUAAGUACCUUUCGGACGAACAAGACGAAAAUGGAGAAUUGAAUAAGGGUGAUGUGGAGGACGAGGUCCAUGAAGCUGCGCCUGGCGAUCUCGGCUUGGCAGAAGCCAUUACAGCGCUGUCCAAUGAUAUUGACCGUCUCGUUGCACAAGAUGCUGUCGUCGACUCGCUUACGAAGAAGGCCGUACUCACCAACAAUACAGCCGAACUUCGGAUACUUCGGAAAUCCAAGGCAAGCCUUCAGCGCGAAAUUCGUCGCAAAGAGUUGCAAAGGCAGCAAUACGUCGUGCAAGAGAGCGACAACAGCCUAUACGGUCGCUCCACAAUCAAGAUCAAAGCCAUCCAGGUAGGCCGUGAGGAUGACGGCAGAGAGUUUGCUUUAUAUGUGAUUGAAGUUCAGAGAGAUGCUGGAGAGAAAAUGCCAGCAGCCACAUGGAUCAUCACUCGCCGGUACAGCGAAUUCCACGAAUUACAUCAAAAACUUCGUUCAAGGUAUCCUUCUGUUCGCAACCUUGAUUUUCCUAGGAGACGAAUGGUCAUGAAGUUUCAAAGCGAAUUUCUGCGCAAGCGACGUGCUGCGCUCGAGCAGUAUCUACGUGAGCUGUUAAUGCUGCCUGAAGUGUGCCGCAGUCGAGACCUUCGAGCAUUCUUGUCACAGAGUGUGAUUGCUCAAGGCCAAGACCUAGUGGAUCGUGAGGACAAGAAGGACAUGAUCACGCGGCUAUACGAUUCUGUUACGGACGGCGUAGAAGACAUUCUCGGUAAUAUCCCAGUCUUGGACCAACUUUCACUUGCUGGCCAGAACCUGAUUGCGGCAGCCACCAAUCAGCUGAAUUCCAUGCCACUCCCCGUCAAUGAAGACGGAGUCAAUGCUGCCGAGGCUGAGGCUGAGCUCAAUGCCUUUGAGAAUAAGGAACUUGAGUCUUUUAUUAAGCCUAUUUGUGACAUCUUCUUAGAAGUUUUCGAGCUCAAUCGAGGCAACAACUGGCUGCGUGGAAGAGCAGUAGUUGUGGUUCUCCAGCAACUCUUGGGCGGCACCAUUGAACGUAAAGUCCGAGACAAUGUCAAAAUGCUAGUUCAAGAAGAUGCGAUUUUGAAGUACAUUGCUCUUCUUCGGGACAGUAUGUGGCCUGGCGGGCAAAUGAACAAGAACAAACAGCCCAGGACAGCAUCGGAGAAGAAGAAGACACGUACGGAAGCUAGUUUGAUGUUGGCAACUCUCGUGCCAGACCUGGCAGGCAGCGUGGUUGGCCGAGUGAAUGCUCAGGCAGCCAGUCGUCGCGUUUUCGCAACCUUUAACAACUCGAGACUUAAGUGCGCACCUAGCAUUUACGUUCAUUGA
Messenger RNA from Colletotrichum truncatum, 3648 nucleotides. RefSeq names its product intermediate filament protein. Gene Ontology annotation, cellular component: intracellular membrane-bounded organelle. NCBI's taxonomy places the organism in Eukaryota, Fungi, Ascomycota, Sordariomycetes, Glomerellales, Glomerellaceae. Gene Ontology annotation, molecular function: phosphatidylinositol binding. The record is from RefSeq and is a predicted model, not a curated record.